This is a messenger RNA of Pelodiscus sinensis (Chinese soft-shelled turtle), 1691 nucleotides long. It is a transcript of the gene LAT2, whose product is annotated as linker for activation of T cells family member 2. Gene Ontology annotation, cellular component: plasma membrane. Lineage: Eukaryota; Metazoa; Chordata; Testudines; Trionychidae. The record is from RefSeq and is a predicted model, not a curated record. Gene Ontology annotation, biological process: calcium-mediated signaling; B cell activation; B cell receptor signaling pathway.
AGAGACCUACUUCACAGUCCCCACGAGGAAACUGCUCCAGCCUUGCUGCUGCUGUGAGGGGGAGAGAGGACAAUGGGGAGGCUGCAAAGAACCGGCUGAUGCUACAGGCUGGACCUCCGCCGAGCAAUGAGCCAAGCGGAGCUGCUCUGGGCGGCAGCCUCGCUGCUGCUCCUGGGGGCCCUGCUACUAAACGAGACAAGAAGCUGAGCAAGCACAGGAGUCGGCAUGAAAACCAGCAGGGAUUUGAGGUGAUCCGAUCCUAUUCAAUGACAACGACAAGACAAGAUCAAAUGGAAUGGCCGGAAAAUAUCCUACUAACGAGGAAAACCAGUAAGGACCUCCAGGCCACAAGUACAGAAGGUGACAAUGGUGAGCCUAGAUACCAGAAUUUCAUGAGAGAAGACAGCCAGGAGUUGGAUGCAGCCUAUGUCAGCCCCAUAGCUACAGAUUACUACAACUGUGGGAAAUUCUUGAGACCUCCAAAUGUCACAAGACAUUCCCGUGUGGAACCAGAUGAUUCCUGUUCCUAUGAAAACAUGGUGAUCGGGGCAUCCAAUAGCCUAGAGUCUGAUGACACCGAGGACUAUGAAAAUAGUGCAGCGUUUAAGACAUGGCAACAAUCACAUGUGUCAGAAAGCCCAGAUGAUGAUCCAGAUUAUGUUAACUCAGACAUUGCAACUGUGCUGAACUAAAGGAACCUCUUCUACAAUCUGUGGGAAGCUAUUUACAAUGCUACAGAAGUGUAUGUUUCAUCUUGAAGAUUGCCACACAAGCAGAGCAGAAAGGGGUCCUUUGAUACACAAAUGUGAUGGAAUAACCUGCCCUCCAUACUCUGCCAAAUGUAGUUAACUAACAUCAGUGCACACUGCUGAAAAUAAAUGCAUUGGAUCCAGAUGUCCCACAAAAAUACAACUAGAAAAAUCAUGUGGAAGAAGGCCUCUUCCCCCCAACAUGUGAAUAUCAGCUGCUCACUGCAGCAGUUCCAAGAGAAAUGCCAAGGUUUUGUUAUUCUAUCAUAUUUUCCUCCACGUCCAUUCAAGGGAGUGAUGGCUUGUCUGCUCAACAAUGUUUUCUGCCGUCAAGUGUGAAAUGAAUCUUUAAACUGCUGAGUAGCAACACAAUUGAUGGUUUAACUUGCCAAACUGACUCCUGUAAGGAGGUAUUAAAGCUGAUGGAUUAUAUUUUUCAUUUUGUUCCCACUAUAGCAAAGCUCUUGGACAGACACUGCUUCUAAAAGAAGGAUCCAACCUUCCAGACAGAUGCCAAGUGUUUAGAAAGGGCGUAGUUCUGUAUUGCUAAGUAAUAAAUGGAAGCACUCACAAAUGGUAAAGGACCAAAGGACAAACAGGAUCACUGCAGCUACAGAUAAUAUUCCGACUCUCUUUCCUUGUGUAUUUGAGAUGGAUUGCUGUAAAAUCCAUAGGAGUUGAGACAGCUCACAGAGCACUUAGCUCAUCUUCACCCCAUUGUCAGCCUCAGGAAUUGCACCCCCUUUUCAGAAUUGCUGUAGAGAAGGAUGUCGGUGCUAGAACUCACACUUCGCAGCUGAUGAUCCAUGCUUCAGUUAUAACUGUGUUCAUGAGCAUAGUGUUUUACCUGGCAAUGUUCUAGCAUGCACUUGCUAAGAACAUAAGAACGGCCAGACUGGGUCAGAACAAAGGUCCAUCUAGCCCAGUGUCCUGGCUUCUAAC